Tilletiaria anomala UBC 951 is the source of this 2137-nucleotide messenger RNA. Its product is annotated as cytochrome P450. The record is from RefSeq and is a predicted model, not a curated record. Gene Ontology annotation, molecular function: iron ion binding; heme binding; oxidoreductase activity, acting on paired donors, with incorporation or reduction of molecular oxygen. Lineage: Eukaryota; Fungi; Basidiomycota; Exobasidiomycetes; Georgefischeriales; Tilletiariaceae. The transcript has 6 exons. The coding region runs from base 87 to 1970 and encodes 627 amino acids.
CGAUAGUUCCCUUCGAUAGGUUUUGCGAUCUGAGAAUUGUUUACGCUCAAGCGCCGAAAGAGUCUGACUCGAUAUACUACGCUAAGAUGGCACUUCUCAGCGACUCUCAGCGAUACCUGCUGGGCUUGGCACAGCAUGCACUGACAAUGCCGCGCAUGUGCAUUCAGCACCGUCCAUUCCUCACCACAGGAGCGGUGCUCGUACUCUUGCCCGUAGUGGCGAUCGCUUAUGUCAUCGCUCGCGUCUCCUGCACGGCGCUCUACCACUUUGUCCGCCUCCACGUUUUCCACGCCGAUCCUUUCCAACAUGUACCGCGGCCCAAGAGCAGCUUUACACCUGGCAGGCUGUUCUUGGGAGAUACAUCCGAGAUCCACGGGGCGGUGAUGGGCGUGCCGCAGCGCAGGUGGUUCAAGGAGCUCAAUAGCUCCGUCAUCUGCUACCGUGGAGAGCUGUACGGCCCCCGCCUCUUGGUGGCCGAUCCGCUCGCGAUCUCACACAUUCUCUCCUCUGCGCAAUCGUACGACUUCCCCAAGACGGUGCUCGAUCGAGAGUUUCUUGCUCGCCUGAUCGGACCAGGAAUCAUCGUUGCCGAGGGUGAUGCCCACAAGGCGCAGAAAAAGGUGCUCAGUCCUGCGUUCAGCACGAGCGCCAUCAAGGACCUGGUGCCCAUCUUUUGGAAGCAUGCUCGACGACUGACGGACAAACUGGGCGAGAUGGUCGAUGGCACUGAAGGACGAACUCAGGAAGCCAUGUCCCUGAGCCAGACGGAACUCGCGGCGAAAGCCAGCAUCACGGGCAAGCCAGUCACCGAUAUUACCUGGUGGCUCAGCCGCACCACGCUGGACAUCAUCGGAGAAGCAGGGUUUGAUGAAGACUUUGGCACCAUGGCCAUGAAGGACGGCCAGGCAGGACACGAAAUGGCCGAGAGCUUCAACAGUCUCAUAGGCGCAUCGUCGAAUUUCUCCCCGCUAUCGAUCAUUCUGUUCAUCCUGGGACGCUACAUUUCUGUCUUCGAGUAUGCGAGGCGUCAAAUUAACCCCCAGACGAAGGCAAUGGAAAAGUUACUUGCCAGCAUGAACCGCGUUGCGCUGGACAUCGUCCACCGCAAGCGCGAACAGAUCAUCCGCACAAUGGAGGAAAAUGGCCUGGGCGCGAACGGCAAGCUGCGCAAAAGCGACUGGGAGGAUGUCUCGGCCGGAUCCAAGGUAGACAUUUUGCAUCAGAUGAUGAAGACGAACAUGUCGUCCGAUGUCAAAGACAGCAAUCGCCUUUCCGAUGAUGACAUUCUUGCGCAGAUUUCCAACUUUCUCCUCGCUGGCCACGAAACGACCGCGACCGCCAUGUCUUGGAUAUUGUUUUACCUUGCGGGCAACCUUGAGGUGCAGGACAAGGUCCGCGCUGAAGUGCAAGAGCACAUGUCCGGCCGCAACGAGCUGAGCUACGACGGGAUCAAUGCGCUGCCUUGGGUCGACGCGGUCGUGCGUGAAUCCUUGCGCCUUACCCCACCUGUCUUUUCGUUGCAGAGAGAAGCGAGAGUGGACAAGGUUAUCCCGCUCAGCAAACCUUAUCCUCGGGAGGAUGGCAAGGGAACGUUCGACAAGCUUUUGAUCCCCAAAGGAAUGGAGUUCAUCAUUCCGAUUGAGCUUCUCAACACGAGCGAAGACGUGUGGGGCCCGGAUGCGCUGGCGUUUAGGCCGCAGAGAUGGUUCAACUUGCCGACGGAGGUCAAUAAUGACUUUGACUUUCCCCUGCAUCUCGCGACUUUUAUAGCUGGUCCACGAGGCUGCAUUGGGAGCAGGUUUGCAGUGAUCGAAGCCAAGGUUCUGUUGAUGCAACUUGUGUCCGUGUUCCGAUUUGAGCGUGUUCUAGGGUGGACGAUCGAGCCAAAGCUGUCACUCGUCACGCGUUCCCGCGUCGUCGGGCAAGAAAAAGCCGGCCCGCAAAUGCCACUGCGAAUUUCGCGCGUCUGACUGCCUCCUUUCGCUUUGGUGUAUUUCACACCACGCCGUUUUUGAUGUGUUGACUUGGUAUGAACGAGCACAAGCUUUUAAACCAACGUUUCAAAGAGACAUGAACGAGAGUGAUAUUAUAGGAUCGUAAUCUACAUGACGAGAAACCAAUACACUUGUGUUUGAAA